AUGGGCAACAGUCACAGCGUCGGUAGUGGCAUCAGCGACCUUUUCUACCCCGACAAUCCCAGCCGCCGCGGGCGCUGCCAGGAGCUCAAAAACGACAUCACUUUAAUAUGCGCCGAGUUCAAGGAGCUUCAGGCUCGGGUCGAGGAGCAGGAAAAGAGGAUGGAUGUGAAAGUGACAGAGCUGCUCCACGCUCAUGGGUACUCCUCUUUUGCAGAGCUGGAGGCAAAGAUCGAGCAAGUGCUUGCCAACGACGAACUUGCAAAAUGGAAGGAGAUGACCAAGGAACUAAGCCGGGAUCAUGGCAUUCAGAGCUGGAUUCUCACGAUAUCCGGGCUGGGGGCUGUGGCAACUGGUGUGGUUCUCGGCGGCCUGGUUGCGUUUGGGGUUAUCGCCGGCACGGUUGCGAUCGCUGCCAGUGAGGUAAUCCUACCGGUCCUCGCCCUCAUGGCCGUCGUCGCCCUUGUCUGGGGGGCCAUUGCCGGUGCUAAGGAGCGCGCAGAACUGCAAGAGGCCAUCAAGAAGAUGGCUUUCAGCCGUGUGGAAGCAAAGCAGCAGCUGCAGAAACUGAAGGUGUACUCGGACUGGAUGAGUAACUUUGACAUCUGGCUCAACAACCCCAUAUUCACACAGCACCCCGAACUGUUUGAGCAGCAGAUCACCGGCGACUUCAAGGCCGACAUGGAGAACACCAAUCGUCCGGCCAUUAUCAAGAUCCUGCAUGAGCUUGACUCCGUCCGCAAGUCCUGGACAAAUGAAGAUCCAGACGUCACGAACCCUCCUCUCACUGGCGCGGAUCUCCUCCGUAUCAUUGCUGCAAAUACCCCCUUCACGUUUGGAACUACCCCCCUCGGCUUUGCUUCUGCCCCCGUCGCUCUUGCCUCUGCCCCCCUCGCCCUUGCGUCUGUAAAUGCCCUUCCGGAGCCCGUACCUUUGGAAGGCUUUGAAGAAGCCAUGCCCAUGAGCACAUUGCACUGCACCUGGCACGAUACGGACGCCGGGCAUAGGGCACACAUGAUGGACCUGCGACUCACAGUCCACAAGGGCAGGACUGAUUGCGAGGCGGUGGAAGCUCGCUCGGGCGAGACGUGGCUCUUGCACGCCAAGGUGUAUCCACCGCUUCCGGAUACUAUAAGGUUGGGGGAGGUGCUGUUUAAAUUGCAGAACGAAACGACGGGGGAGGUGAGGGAUGACUGUAAGGUCAUGGUGGCGUUGGCGGCUUAG
Molecule: messenger RNA, 1221 nt
Organism: Morchella sextelata
Lineage: Eukaryota; Fungi; Ascomycota; Pezizomycetes; Pezizales; Morchellaceae
Exons: 8
Coding region: 1-1221 (406 amino acids)
Source: RefSeq, a predicted model, not a curated record